UAAUAUGUGGAGCCAUUUGUUCCCCAAGUUUUAGAUUUAUACCAAACAUUUCCCUCGAAAAACACGGUAUUAAAGUAUCAUAGUACUCCAUGUAUUUAAUGAAAAUGAUUCCAAGACCACACUAGUUUUCACAUUUCAUACACCAGUGAGCCAAACAUGGAGAAAGUGUUCCAUGGAAUAGAAGAAUUCACCAAAUCAAGCAGCGUAUUCAAGACGAUUCUAGCUCUAGCUUUGUAUUUUGGAGCAAUUCAUUUCAACGUUGCGUUGAUUCUCUUCGCUGCACUCUUCCUUCCUCUGUCUGAAGCACUCUCGGUUCUCUGUUUUCUCUUGGUGUUUGUGCUGCUUCCUGUGGAUGAGAACAGUAUUUUUGGCAGAAAAUUGUCCAGAUACAUAAGCAAACACAUAUGCAAUUAUUUUCCUAUCACGCUUCACAUUGAGGAUACUGAGGCCUUCGAUCCUAAUCGUGCUUAUGUUUUUGGCUAUGAACCACAUUCAGUUUUCCCAAUUGGCAUUGCUGCACUUUCUGACAAUGUGGGUUUGAUGCCUCUUCCAAAAAUAAAAGCUCUUGCAAGCAGCGCAGCUUUCUACAUACCAUUUUUGAGACACAUAUGGACAUGGUUGGGUUUUUCACCGGUGACAAAGAAAAAUUUCAUUUCCUUGUUGGAAGCUGGUUAUAGCUGCAUUUUAGUCCCUGGUGGAUUGCGAGAAACACAUUUCAUGGAGCAUGAUUGUGAGAUUGCUUUUCUUAAGGAAAGAAGAGGAUUUGUCCGCAUAGCAAUGGAAAUGGGCCAACCCCUUGUUCCUGUUUUCUGCUUCGGCCAGACAAAUGCGUAUAAGUGGCGGAAAGCUCCUUGGAAGUUAAUUAGGAAUCUUGCAACGUCUCUCAAGAUCUUCCCAUUGUUUUUCUGGGGAAUUUAUGGAUCUCCUAUACCGUUCAAAAAACCAUUGUAUGUCGUGGUGGGCAGACCAAUUGAGCUGGAGAAAAAUCCACAACCAACAAAGGAGCAGAUUGCCAAAGUACAUAGUCAGUUUAUUGAAGCACUUCAAGAUCUAUUUGAACGAUACAAAGCUCUAGCUGGAUAUACGAACCUCAAAUUUAAAAUUAUUUGA
Lotus japonicus is the source of this 1110-nucleotide messenger RNA. Its product is annotated as diacylglycerol O-acyltransferase 2D-like. Gene Ontology annotation, biological process: triglyceride biosynthetic process. Lineage: Eukaryota; Viridiplantae; Streptophyta; Magnoliopsida; Fabales; Fabaceae. Bases 157 to 1110 code for a protein of 317 amino acids. The transcript is spliced from 9 exons. The record is from RefSeq and is a predicted model, not a curated record. Gene Ontology annotation, molecular function: diacylglycerol O-acyltransferase activity. Gene Ontology annotation, cellular component: endoplasmic reticulum membrane.